CUUUUUGUUGCUUGAGAGAAAAAUAAAAUAAAUUUAUUCUUUUCUUGACAGGGUCCUGACCCGUGACAGGCAUGCUAGUCUUCUUUACACAACACACACACAAGAGACCCUAAUAGCUUUUUCUUGGACUGUGAAAAAAUGAGUUUCUGGCAUAGCAAGCAAGAGCUGUGGUCUGAUCUAGAGAUUAUUAGAACUGAGAGCUUGACUGCUGAAUAAUAUCCUCAUCAACAGCAAAUAGAGAUAAGGUGUUUGUUUGCUUAUUUUUGCCUGACAGGGAAAUGAGAAGAGUGAUGGAAGCUGCAGCAGCAAUCAGGGCUAUGAUUUUUCUAUCCUUUUGGGGUUCUUCCAUUGCUCUGCUUUCACCCAAAGGUGUCAACUUUGAAGUUCAAGCUUUGAUGGGUAUAAAAAGUGGAUUGAAGGAUCCUCAUGGGGUGCUUGACAAUUGGGAUGGUGAUGCUGUUGAUCCAUGUAGCUGGACAAUGGUCACUUGUUCUUCUGAGAAUCUUGUUAUUGGCCUAUUGUGUUGUGCAGAGGGAGCCCUAGCCAGAAUUUAUCAGGCACUUUGUCCCCAAGCAUUGGGAAUUUGACCAAUCUCCAGAUAAUACUAUUGCAGAACAAUAACAUUACUGGGCCAAUUCCAAUGGAGCUCGAAAGACUGUCGAAGCUUCAGACACUCGAUCUUUCGAACAACCUCUUCACGGGCACCAUUCCUCCUUCUUUAGGCCACUUGAGAAAUCUGCAAUACAUGAGGUUCAACAAUAACAGUCUAUCCGGAGAGGUUCCUGCGUCCCUAACCAAUUUGAGCCGGCUUUCACUAGUGGACCUUUCGUACAACAACUUGAGUGGCCCGGUGCCUCGAUUCCCUUCAAAGACGUUUAACAUAGUCGGGAAUCCGUUGAUAUGCCAGAGGGGAUCGGAGCCACAGUGCACCGGCGGGAUGGCAUUGAUGCCAAUGUCAAUGACCUUGAACACAACAGAAACUGCUGUCACCGGAAAACCAAAACGGAAAAAGCUAGCCCUUGCAUUCGGGGUAAGCCUCGGUUGCAUCUGUCUCCUCAUCGCCGGAUUCGGGCUGUUUCUGUGGCGAAGACAUAAGCAGAGGCAGGAAAAGUUCUUCGACGUCAAUGAUCGCCGUCACGAAGAAGUGUCGCUCGGAAAUCUAAGGAAGUUCCAGUUAAGGGAACUGCAGCUCGCAACCAACAAUUUCAGCUCGAAGAACAUCCUCGGCAAGGGCGGGUUCGGAAACGUCUACAAGGGCAGUCUUCACGACGGAACGGCCGUGGCUGUGAAGAGACUCAAAGACGGAAGCACCGCAGGAGGCGAGCGGCAGUUCCAAACCGAAGUCGAGAUGAUUAGCCUCGCCGUCCACCGCAAUCUCCUCCGAUUAUAUGGUUUCUGCAUGACUCCGACCGAGAAGCUCCUCGUCUACCCUUACAUGUCGAAUGGAAGCGUCGCUACCCGUCUCAAAGCGAAACCGGGUUUGGACUGGGCGGCGAGGAAGCGAAUCGCGCUGGGAGCAGCGAGGGGUCUUCUGUAUCUCCACGAACAGUGCGAUCCAAAAAUAAUCCACCGCGACGUCAAGGCUGCUAACAUACUUCUCGACGAGUACUGCGAGGCGGUGGUCGGCGAUUUCGGGCUGGCAAAGCUGUUAGAUCACCAGGACUCGCACGUAACGACUGCCGUGCGCGGAACCGUGGGGCACAUCGCCCCAGAGUACUUAUCGACCGGCCAGUCCUCCGAGAAGACGGAUGUUUUCGGGUUCGGGAUCCUUCUGCUCGAGCUGAUCACGGGACAACGGGCGCUGCAAUUCGGGAAGUCGGCUAAUCAGAAAGGCGCCGUUCUCGAUUGGGUGAGGAAGCUUCACCAAGAGAAGAAACUCGAGGAUCUCGUUGACAAAGACUUGAAGAAUAGCUACGACAGAAUCGAGCUGGAGGAGAUGGUUAAAGUGGCGCUGCUGUGCACGCAGUAUCUUCCUGGGCUGAGGCCGAAGAUGUCUGAAGUGGUGCGGAUGCUCGAGGGAGACGGGCUGGCGGAGCGAUGGGAGGCCAGUCAGAGAGUCGAAUCGCACAAGGUGAAAACGCAGGAACUUUCUUCGUCGGAACGGUACUCGGACCUCACCGACGACUCGUCGUUGCUCGCCCAAGCCAUCGAGCUCUCCGGGCCGAGGUGACGAGAGUGUCUCGGCUCGUUGGAUAAUUACUGUGUUUGUCCCACAAGUGAUUCGAAGAUGGCAAACUUCUCAAAUGGGAAGGUAACCUAAAUUUUCUUGAUUUGUUUUUGGAUAUAUAUAUAUAUAUAUAUUGAUAGGAAGCUGAAGAAGAUAUAUUAGUUGAAGCUUCAAUGAGCUUUUGAUCUCACAUCUUUACUGUAUAUAGUAUUGAUCUUGUUUCAAUGUUCUUUUCUGUUGUAUUUAAUUUUAUUUGAUUACAUGAUUUUCAAUUUUUUAUGUGCAAGCUACUCCGAAAGUGUGGGU
Andrographis paniculata is the source of this 2473-nucleotide messenger RNA. Its product is annotated as protein NSP-INTERACTING KINASE 1. The record is from RefSeq and is a predicted model, not a curated record. Bases 641 to 2170 code for a protein of 509 amino acids. Lineage: Eukaryota; Viridiplantae; Streptophyta; Magnoliopsida; Lamiales; Acanthaceae. Gene Ontology annotation, biological process: protein phosphorylation. Gene Ontology annotation, molecular function: protein binding; protein kinase activity; ATP binding. The transcript is spliced from 11 exons.